Molecule: messenger RNA, 270 nt
Organism: Phytomonas sp. Hart1
Lineage: Eukaryota; Euglenozoa; Kinetoplastea; Trypanosomatida; Trypanosomatidae
Source: the annotation of a GenBank genome assembly
AUGGAUCCAGGCUGGCAGAUGCGAUGCCUGGAGAAUUGCGCUUACCUGGUUUGGCCUCCAUGCCGUGUAGGGAUCGAGUUCGCACCCCCUUCUCCCGCGGCGGUGGGGUGUGAACAAGGUGGGAAGACGGGGAAAGAUGUGGUGAUACGACCUUGGGGACCCCAUUUCGCCGCAUAUCGGUAUCCCGUGUAUGGGUUGACAUCAUCGACGAUUUGCUUGGCAGAGGUCCCGCAUGCGAAUUGUAGUGAUCAUUUUCACCAUAACCUCUAA